AUGCCGGCUCGAUUAAGCGAAAGAGAGGAUCCAAAUGGUAAUCGUCCAAAUCGAUCCACCAGUAGAUCACCAAUGAUGUCAGACAAUUCUCGGAGACGACGAUCUCAAGAAGCCAGAUCCAGAACACCGCCUAGUGGGGAUGGCAGAAGAUCUCUGACACCCCCACCACGACAGGGAUCUGCUUCCCCCGCAAGAAGACGAGUCUUACGAAAGGGGUCAAGUGUAAGGAACCCUGAUAAACCACAGAUUAGUCCGAAAGGUAAUAGUACUCGUCGGUUGCCAAAGUAUAAUUCCUUUACUGGAAUCACUGAUCCCAAUACUCGCAAAUCAUCCAAUAAAAGCAUGCCAAGCAAUGGUGAUACUAGUACCGUGACUUCCACCAACUCGACCCGAAGUGCUCGGCAGCCCAAGCGGAAAGGAUCCAUGACUGCCGAUUCCAAGAUAUCCCCAAGCGCGGAUCGGAUUGCAUCCGAACCGGCUGGUGGUGGUGGUCGGCACAACAACAACAACAACAACAACAACAGCAGCAACAACAGCAGCAGCAACAAUACAAACAACAGCAAUAACAGUCGCCAAACCAAACGUAUAAAUAGUCUUGGAAAUAUUGGACAGCAACCACGGACACAGACACCCAAACGAAUGAUGAGUCUUCAACUAGCAUCACAACAACAACUUCCACGGACACAGGCACCCAAGCGCAUGAACAGUCUUUCAUCGAACCUUGAUGCUGGACAACAGCAACAGCAACAACCAAGGACCCAGCCACCCAAACGAAUGAUGAGUCUUGGAAAUAUAGGAGGACAACAACAACCGAGGAUACAGGCCCCCAAACGCAUGAACAGUCUUUCCUCGAAUCUUUCACCAAAGGAUUCUGCCCUCAUUCGCAUCCGAUCCCCAUCCUUGCGAAAAGAAAGGUCCAGCGGUGGCAAUCAAAACAAAAAGGAACUCAGAAGCAAUGAUUCCACAGUCUCGGAAAGUGAAAAUGGUUCUUCCUCGAAUCGUCAGCUACGAUCCAAAAGCAAAUCUGCUAGUAUUACGCCAGCUCGAUCCAAACGAUGGAACUUUACUGGAAGCGUCUCCAUGUCCGAAGACGAUGCCGAAUACGGCGAUUCCGCUAGCGUUGGAGCCUUUGAGGAUGAUCCGCAUGACAACAGCAAUAGUAAUCGUAUUACCAAGCACAAGGUGGGAGAAGUGGAUUCUGACAGUGAGUGGGAUUCCGAUGAUUCGGACGAAGAAUACAGCCGGAUGAUGAGGAAUAAUUAUGCCGACACCGCCGCUGCUACCAUGACCGAAAAUGGAAGCCUUCCACCACCCAAUCAAAAGCGAUUGCAAAAACGAAAGCAUCACGAUGCCUUGUUCCCGGAUGACAAGUGGUGGCAAAAGUGUCUGCGGCAUUUUCGGAUUCUACCACCCAUUCCCAACGAAGGCCGCACGAGGAGGAGUGUUCGAAAAUUGAUUUGGGCGACUCUGCUAUUCGACGUUUUGGUAGCCAUUGUUACCAUUGCGACCUACAGUGGGACUGUCACCAUGUGCUGCAACCAAGUCACCAUGGCGAGUAUCCCAUCCAUUGAUUGGAAUACCUUCAUCAAGGUCGUUUCCUACAUUUACUUGGUUGGAAUCUUCUUGGAGAUUCAUCCCGUGGUGAGAGAGGGUCCCAUACCCUGGAACUUGCUCAAUCCCAUCUUUGGUAGUUUGCUGAGUUUUGCUGUCUUUGUUGACGACAGCAAAGCCGAAGCCAUUGGCAUUUGGAUUUUGGAAAUCGCAUCUGUCAUUUUGGAAGGCUUUACCUACCUUCGAUUGAAAAAAUUGUAUCAACGAGAAGAACGUCGAUUGGAAAAGCUGGAUGGCUUUCUGAAGGAUGAGCAAAGUUCUUCGAAUGAGCAUCGAAAGGGUGGCCAAUACAAGAAGAACGCCUACUUGCGUGAGCGUCGGAUUUUGCGAAUCGAACAUGCCCAAAACAAAUCCAAACUCCGGUACCAUUUUGUUGGAGUCUCUGUGAACUUUGUUUUGGUCAGUUUGACCCUCCUUCUCAUGAUUCUUGUGGCUCGAGGUAGAGGGAUGUGUUUGGUGGCUGGACAAGGCUUGGAUUUGUUCAAUCCCGAUCAGAGGUCUCGUUGCUUUGAGUGCUUGGACAAAUCACAAGGGUGGAAAGAAAGAUGCGAAGUGUGCGAGGAAGGUCCUAAUGCGGACCCGACGAUGAAUGACCCAAUACAGUGCUUCUACCCGUACUUCUAG
Molecule: messenger RNA, 2235 nt
Organism: Cylindrotheca closterium
Lineage: Eukaryota; Bacillariophyta; Bacillariophyceae; Bacillariales; Bacillariaceae
Source: the annotation of a GenBank genome assembly